This is a messenger RNA of Darwinula stevensoni, 1860 nucleotides long. The record is from the annotation of a GenBank genome assembly. Lineage: Eukaryota; Metazoa; Arthropoda; Ostracoda; Podocopida; Darwinulidae.
AUGGUUCGCGCGUCCACGUUGCGAGGAGUUGGGAGGAGAGGAUGUGCAGGAUGCCAGAUCCAGCACUUCGCGCGUACGCCAAGCAACCCUGUCUACACGGCGGGGAGCAGACGCUCUCCUUCGUUGUAUAUUAUGGAUCCGUCGACUGCGAGGACUGGAAAGGAAGUGGAUGUUCGAGUGGAAGACGGGGACCCCGACCCAUACGGAAAGCUGCGCGUGCGCAGAGGAUCUGCCUUUGCGGCAACGACGAGACCGAACAGCGUCAUCAUCCAAGAACUGACGAAGAACUACAGCAAGCUUGAUCUGCCUCCAAGUGAUGGCGAGUGCAAUUUUCUCAAAUCCGCAAUUUCGCAUCGGAAAAACGGCGCGUUGCAAUAUCUUUUCUCUCUCGCCUGCGCGACAGGAAACCCCGUGGACGUGAACCUGAACGUCUUCCUGGUCAACCUGGACGACGUCGACACGAAAAACAUGGAAGUGAAACUCGACCUCCUGCUCCGCGCCCAAUGGAAGGACCCCCGCCUCGCGUUCCGCGACGCCCAGAGCCUCCGCGUCCUGGACCCGACCGUCCUCUCGGCGUUCUGGCUCCCCGAUCUCUUCAUGAACCGGGCUCACGACGCGGAGAUUCACCGCUAUCCGUCCAGCAACGAGAUGCUCCGGAUCUUCGGUGACGGAUCCGUUCAUUACAGUCGGAGCUUCCGAGGAGUCAAUCUUGCCCAGGAGAUCUUCCAGCAGGUACAGCGUCCGAAUGCCUUGCCCCAUGAACCUGAAGCAUUACCCGCUGGACACCCAGGAAUGCGAGCUGAGCCUCACGACCUGUCAGUCCCCCGCCCCAUCCGCCCCCGCCCUUCCCGCCGACCGCAAUUAACGUGUCGCCCCUUAGACGGGAGCACGGUGGACGAGGUGCGCCUGAGGAUGGAGAAAGUCGGCUUCGACCCGAAGGCGGACGCGAGCGUCCCGGAAUUCCGCCUGGACAACGUCACCGUGGCCCCGAGCGAGGACAAGGUCGCAGGGAGCGGUAAGGCCAGUGUUUCUCGAGCCCCAAUUCAUAAUUGGCACUUCCGGCACUUCCGAGUUCCUCAACGCACAUUGCCCGCGAUCCCUCCCACCCUCCACGACGAGAGACAGCGAUCCCGCAUUUGUCUCGUUCCAGGGACUUACUCGGUCUCGGGAAUCGUGUUGCACCUCCGUCGGCUCCGAACGCGGCACUUCGUCUCCUUCUUCAUCCCUUGUGCCUUCGCCGUCUUCGUCGCCUAUCUCUCCCUCUGGCUCAGAUCGUGUUUGCCCCGGGUCGUGAUUUGCGUGGGGAUGAUGGGCGUGUUGGUGUACAUCUGCGCCGCGGAUUCGCCUCCCGUCCCGUACACUACGAGCCGAGACGUGUGGGGCGGCUUCUCCUUGGUUUUCGUCACUAUCGCACUCAUCCAGACCGUUCUCAUCGACUAUUUCGGCCCGUUGGAGAUGCAGCAAGAAGAAGACGCAGAAGACGAGAAAAAGCCGUCGAAAUGGUGGAAAUGGGGCACUGCGAAAUGCGAGAAAUUCUUCCGGAUCUCCUACCCCGGCCUCUACAUGGGCUUCUUCAUCGUCUUCUGGAUCGGCAUGGAAAUAGACGCCUUCCUCGACGAUACGACCAUCGGUCUCUCGCUCAAACUCGACGUCGUCGUCUUCCAAAUCCAUUCGACAGAGGACGACAUCCAACCGCCCUUCCUUUCUCCGAAUCAUGUAAUGACCCGUGCGAGUGUGCCCGGCCCGGCGAAGAGCCGCACACGACUCCGUCGGGUCGCCCAGCGGCGCGUGGCCCCUGGCACCAAGGCAGGAGGUUUCCCGACAUCAAAGGCGCGGCCACAGAGUGCCCAGUCUUCUUAG